Macrobrachium nipponense is the source of this 672-nucleotide messenger RNA. RefSeq lists its product as uncharacterized. The record is from RefSeq and is a predicted model, not a curated record. The transcript has a single exon. NCBI's taxonomy places the organism in Eukaryota, Metazoa, Arthropoda, Malacostraca, Decapoda, Palaemonidae. Bases 1 to 672 code for a protein of 223 amino acids.
AUGAAUCUCUAUAUUUUUGAUAUGGUAAUGGAUGUGAUAGUGGUUGGAGUGAAAGAUCAGGUGACUUGGAGUGUACUCUUUGCAGAUAACGUAGUGUUAGUAACACCAAUAAGGAAAAAGCAGACAGGAAAUGGAGUUGUGGAGAAGUGUGUUGGAGGAGAGAACCUAAAGAUAGGCAGAGUAAAAACGGAAUUUAUGUGGAUGAAUGGAGGAGACCUAGGGGGAAGCAUAAACUUUAGAGGAGGUAGACGUAAAAAGAGCUACAUCCACCUUGGUUUAUGCGUCACUGAUUGUGGAGGGAUGGAGGAGGAAGUGAACCACAGAAUACAAUCAGCUUGGUGCAAUUUGAGGAAAACACCAGGUGUGCUAUGUGACAAAAGAUUAAAUGUAAAGCUGAAGGGAAAAAUGUACAAGAGCAUUGUCAGACCUGAGUUGAUGUAUAGUUAUGAAACAUGGGCCAUAAAGAAUGCACAAGAGAGAUGGAUGGAAGUGGCAGACUUGAGAAUGUUACGUUGGAUGUGCAGAGUGGCCAGAAGAGACAGGAUAAGGAAUGACUUCAUAAGAGGGACGGUGAAAGUUACAGAAUUAUCAAAACUGCAACAGAGACGAUUGAGAUGGUUUGGGCCUGUUAUGAGAGGAGAGGGGAGGAUUCUGUAUGUAAAAGAACCAUGA